This is a messenger RNA of Cyprinodon variegatus (sheepshead minnow), 3417 nucleotides long. RefSeq names its product atlastin-3-like (gene atl3). Bases 150 to 1685 code for a protein of 511 amino acids. Gene Ontology annotation, biological process: protein homooligomerization; endoplasmic reticulum organization. Lineage: Eukaryota; Metazoa; Chordata; Actinopteri; Cyprinodontiformes; Cyprinodontidae. The transcript has 14 exons. The record is from RefSeq and is a predicted model, not a curated record. Gene Ontology annotation, molecular function: GTPase activity; GTP binding.
CGGAAGUGGGCAGUUCAGUUGUGGAAAAAAGUUCUCAUGACUGUUUUCGUGUCAGUGAGAAAAAGUUAGUCGUUUGUCGACUCCUGUGUGUCUGUCGAGGCUUCUUAAAUACAACGAGGCACCGUGAAACUUAAGCUAAAACAAGCAGAAUGGGGAGUGAAGCACACCCAGUUCAGAUCGUGGACGUAAAUAAGGACGAUCACUCCUUCACUUUGGACACAGAGGCUUUAUCUCAGAUCCUGCUGGCCCCUGAAGUCCGAGACAAACAUGUGGUGGUUCUGUCGGUGGCCGGAGCUUUCAGAAAGGGGAAAAGCUUUUUGCUGGACUUCAUGCUCCGCUACAUGCACAGAAGGAGUGACAACAACUGGUUGGGUAAUGAUGAGGAGGAACUGACUGGAUUUUCUUGGAGAGGAGGUUCCGAGCCGGAGACGACAGGCAUCCAGCUGUGGAGCAAAGUUUUCACAGUUCGAAAGAGCGAUGGAACAGAGGUGGCGGUUGUGUUGAUGGACACUCAGGGAGCCUUUGAUGACCAGUCCACAGUGAAGGACUGCGCCACCAUAUUCGCCCUCAGCACCAUGACCAGCUCAGUUCAGAUCUACAAUCUCUCACAGAACAUCCAAGAGGACGACCUGCAGCAGCUACAGCUGUUCACAGAGUAUGGUCGUCUGGCCAUGGAUGAGAUUUUCCAGAAGCCUUUUCAGUCUCUGAUGUUUCUAGUCAGAGACUGGAGCUUUCCCUACGAAUACGGCUACGGUUUUAGAGGCGGCAGUGAAUUUCUGGAUAAACGGUUACAGGUCAAAGAGGCCCAACAUGAGGAGCUGCAGACAGUAAGGGAACACAUCCAUUCAUGUUUCACCAAGAUCUCCUGCUUCUUGUUGCCCCACCCUGGGCUGAAGGUCGCCACCAACCCUGCUUUUCGGGGGCAACUCUGUGACGUUGCCCCUGAGUUCAAAGAGCAGCUUCGGUCUCUGAUUCCUAAACUGCUGCAUCCAGACAACUUGUCUGAAAAGGAAAUAAACGGGAAUAAAGUCACCUGCAGAGGCCUGCUGGAGUUCUUCAAGGCCUACAUUAAGAUCUACCAAGGAGAAGAUUUACCUCAACCAAAGACCAUGCUCAUGGCUACAGCAGAGGCUAAUAACCUGGCAGCUGUGGCAGCAGCUAAAGAUCAGUAUCAGAAAAAUAUGGAGAGGAUCUGUGGAGGAGAUCUGCCCUAUGUGGCUCCAGAGACUUUGGAGGAGAAGCAUAACUUUUUCCAUGGAGAAGCCAUUCAUGCUUUUGCUUCCACCAAGAAAAUGGGAGGACAGGAGUUUUGUGAUCGUUACCAAGCACAGCUGCAAAAGGAGCUGAAUGAGAUGUGGGUGUCGUAUAGCAAGCAAAAUGAGGCUAAAAAUCUCUUCAGCGCCUUCAGAACUCCUGCGGUUCUCUUUGUGCUGAUGUGCCUCUUCUACGUGCUCUCGGGUGUGUUGCUCUUUGUCGGCCUGACCACCUUUGCCUUGGUUUGUGACUGCGGUCUGGGGCUGCUGAUGAUAGCGAUGCUAGUGUGGGCCUUCAUCCGCUACUCUGGUCAAUACCGGCCUGUGGGCGGAGCCAUUGACCAGGCGGCUGGGGUUGUCUUAGAGCAGGCUACGGUGAUGUUGAAUAAGUCACGAGGGGCACCCAUCAGUGUCCAGAAGAAAUCCAGCUAGAGGACCGAACCCAAACGAUCUCUAUUCCAAACAAACAGCACGCCACACAAGCACACUUUUAGCACUAAAGCCUUAUCAUCCUUCUACCACGUUGGCCCUGAGCAACAACAGCCCGUUCCUGACUCACCAGCACAUCCGAUAGGCAGAACACUCAGCCUGCUUCAGUCCAGGUCCAAAGCCUCUUUACACGUUUACAGUCGGACUUAACCGAAAAGUACAUGUUUACCUUUAAACUUUAUUGAAAACAAUGAAACAUUCAGUUUUUUAUCGUCAACGUCUCUCGUCUUACCAACAGGACAUGGGCCAUUGGUGUAGUUUGACUUAAAAACACUUCAAAAUGCAGCUUUAAAGCUUGUAUGUUUAUGUGUGUUUCUAUAGCUCUUUUUUUUAGCAAUCUCUUCCUGGUUACUCAUAGCUUCGAAAUACUGUUCUCCUUGCAGAUUUUCAGUAUAAUUGUUUCGUUUCUUGUAAUAAAAUGCACUUUCAAUAUAUCUUAAAGCUGCAGAUUUUAAGAGCAUUUUGUAAUCAUUCCACAACAACUGCUUUAGAUAGACUCUUGAUAAAAAUAUACUGAGCAGUGUAGAAUAAACAGGAUGAUACAAAUGAUUAGCCAACCAAAGAGUUAACUCCAAUAUGCUUAAAUCGGACUGUUAUUUCUUCUACAGCUUCAUACAGUCUGAAAUAAACUCCAGUAAAUAUACAAGAUACAUAAUCUUAAAGGUAGUAUGUUUAAUAAAAAACGACAAUAAUACAAAACAAGCCAUCAGUAAUUGAUUGUCUUUAAUUGUUGUGAUUGAAAAUGAUCAUUCUUUCAUCAAACAUUGAUACAGGGUUUAUUUUCACAGGUUAUCUGAGCUUUCAGGUGAGGUGGAAAACAACACUAAUAUAUCUGUAUUAUGUCCUAUAAAUAGCUCAUAUUCUCUCUGCGUAAAAAUGAUAUUCAAGCUGUUCUGUAAAAGGUUACUCUAUCCUAAUAACCAAUAGAAAUCUAGCAAGUUUGAAAUGAGACCAUCAAAUUUUCUACAUGUGGUUUAAUAUAGGCCAGCUUGAUUGUUUUGCUUUUUCAGCUUGACCAACCAUGCUUAAUUUUUUAUUUUUUUUCUCUAUUCUUUUUUCCAUUUACCCUAAACUAGAUUAACUUGCUUAGUUUUGGGGCCAUACAACAUUUCGUACAUCAAAUCUGAAGGAAUUUGGUGGUGGAUUUAAGGGCUGUUAUUUGCAACAAUAUUCCCCAUCCAUGAAUGGAUGAAGUUCAGUAAGUUUAAAGUGAUUGGAGAAACAGAAAGCAUUUAGCAUUUUGAAAACAUCCAGGUUAGUGUGUGACAACAUCGGCCACAACAUGCACUUAAGCAUAGGUUAGUGAACUUGGACACAGAGUAGAGACAUCUGGAUAAAAAGCUGUUUUCUAAGAGUCAAUGCAUGAACCUGUUUGUGAAAUAUGCUGGGCCAAAAGUGACUUUAGAAAUGUUGAGUUUUCAUCUCUGUGUUCUUUGUAUUUCUCUUCUUUUUUUUUCCACAAGCGGAGGGAACAUGUGGAUGUCUUACAAACACUAGUUUUUGCACUUUGCCUCCUCUUUGGUGCUUGUUGCACACAGCUCAUUCCAAAAGUGGGAAACAAAUGCAUGCAAUAUUGUAGUUAACAGCAAGUGUAACAAUCUCCCCUGAGUUUGCCACAGUGCUGUUUUUAUAAAGAAUAAAAAAGAAUAAAGUUUGACAGUUAUACUGCACCUGC